UACUAUGGCAAAGGCAGAACUGGAAAAUCAAACAACGCUCACUGAAUUCCUUCUGCUGGGCUUUGGUAAUUUUGGAGAUCAGCAGCUCUUUCUCUUCCUGCUCUUCUUAAUGAUCUACAUUGUCACCAUGGUUGGAAAUAUCUUCAUCAUUGUCCUGGUGGCGGCUGAUCACCACCUUCACACACCCAUGUACUUCUUUCUGGGUAACCUGUCCUGCCUGGACACCUGCUACAGCUCCAACAUCCUUCCCCUGAUGCUGGCUAAUUUUUUCAAUGGGGGCCAGAGAGCCAUUUCUGUCACUGGUUGCAUGAUACAAUAUUACUUCUUUGGUUUCCUGGCUGCUUCUGAAUGUUAUCUCCUAGCUGCAAUGUCCUACGAUAGGUAUGUGGCGAUAUGUAAACCACUGCUCUACACAGCACUUAUGAAUGGCAGGGUUUGCCUCCAGCUAGUAGCUUGCUCUUGGAUAAGUGGUUCAUUGGCUAUUAACAUCACCAUAUAUUUAAUGCACCAAUUAAGAUUCUGUGGCCCCAGAGAAAUCAACCAUUUAUUUUGUGAUUUCAAUCCGAUAUUAAAGCUGUCGUGCAGUGACACACACACAAUCGAACUUUUAACUACCUUCCUAGCCGCUGUGUGCUCCUUGCCUCCCUUCUUGUUGACUCUGGCAUCUUAUGUUUGUAUUAUAGCUACCAUUGUGAAAAUCCCAUCCAUCAGCGGGAGGAAAAAGGCCUUCUCAACCUGCUCCUCACAUCUCAUUGUAGUGUCCAUUUUCUAUGGCACAAUAAUGAUUGUCUACAUGUUGCCCAAGACAGAGGCACUGCGAGACCUCAACAAAGUCUUUUCUCUCUUCUAUACAGUCCUGACUCCUUUGUUCAACCCCCUGAUAUACAGCCUCAGAAACAGGGAGGUGAAGGAGGCUUUCAGAAAAGCUGUUGCUAAAUUUUGUGCAUUUGAAAGAACGCAGGGCUGUAAUUGAAUACCUUUCAUAUUGAGAUGCUGGUUUUGCUCCC
Messenger RNA from Elgaria multicarinata webbii, 1007 nucleotides. RefSeq names its product olfactory receptor 2AP1-like. The record is from RefSeq and is a predicted model, not a curated record. NCBI's taxonomy places the organism in Eukaryota, Metazoa, Chordata, Lepidosauria, Squamata, Anguidae. The transcript has a single exon. Gene Ontology annotation, cellular component: membrane. Gene Ontology annotation, molecular function: olfactory receptor activity; odorant binding; G protein-coupled receptor activity. Bases 5 to 973 code for a protein of 322 amino acids. Gene Ontology annotation, biological process: G protein-coupled receptor signaling pathway.